GUUAUAACUGUAUUGGUUAAUUGCUCUGUUUAAAAGCUUAAGUUUUAUUUAAUUAACACAUAACUCAUGUUUGCUAAAUAGCAACAUAUAUUAUAUACACAAGUAAGAAAAUAAUUGUGCAAGCACCUGUAGGCCUUGCUCUAUAUUUUAAAAAGAUGGGGAGAUUUAUCAUAAUUUCCUUUGUGUACACUUUUUUUUUUGUCUGUGGUUGAUGACACAACCACUAUAACUAUACUAUCUAAAGAUCAGUGAAUAUAAAAAGGAGAUGAUUAAUUUGCCACAAGGAAAUAAAAGGCUAAAGGAAACUAAAGGCAACAGGCACAAUAAGAGAUUCAGCUUAGAUGAUGAAACAGUGCUUUCUCAGAUCGUCAGUGUAAGAAGAAUGGAAACUCAAAAUUCUGUCAGUUCAGCUCUUGAUAGCGGAGAGAGAACAAGAGAAAAUCACAAACCAGGAGGAUCAACAAUCUACAAGUUGGUUGGAAUCAGUUUCGGCCUGCUAUGUGUCAUACAAUCAUCACUCAAUGUCUAUAUGUGGCUACAAGUCGAUGAGAAUUCCAACAAAUCAAAAAACAGUUCAACUGGCAAUUUUACCUCAGUGUCAGCUGAUGACAUCAGAGGAGUGCUUUUAGAGAGAGACCAAAUUCUUCGAGAGAAAGAGCAGCUGAAUCAAUUUAUAGAUCAGCUGCUGCAGGAGAAAGACAAACUGCUUGAAGAGAACAGUCAACUGAAUCGAGAUAAAAAUCAGCUCAUUCGAGAGAAAGACAAACUGCUUGAAGAGAAGGCUCAGCUGAAUCGAGAUAAAAAUCAGCUCAUUCAAGAGAAAGACAAGCUGCUUGAAGAGAAGGCUCAGCUGAAUCGAGAUAAAAAUCAGCUCAUUCAAGAGAAAGACAAGCUGCUUGAAGAGAAGGCUCAGCUGAAUCGAGAUAAAAAUCAGCUCAUUCGAGAGAAAGACAAACUGCUUGAAGAGAAGACUCAGCUGAAUCGAGAUAAAAAUCAGCUCAUUCGAGAGAAAGACAAACUGCUUGAAGAGAAGGCUCAGCUGAAUCGAGAUAAAAAUCAGCUCAUUCGAGAGAAAGACAAACUGCUUAAAGAGAACAGCAGACUGAAUCAAGCCCUACUAAACCUUCCAAGUUGUUCCCCGGAAUGGAAAAGAUUCAGGUCAAGCUGCUACCAAAUUUCCUCUUUUGAAUCCACCUGGGAGGAUGCCAAACAAAACUGUGAGAGGCAUGGAGCUCAUUUGGUGAUUAUCAGUGAUGAUGCAGAAAAGGAUUUUGUCGGUUCUUAUGGACAGGCUGUACAUUUUUGGAUAGGCUUGAAAUAUCAGUGGAACUACAUGAGCAGUAUGUGGACAUCGAAAUGGGUGGAUGGAAGCCAACUGUGUUAUAACAACUUCAGAGAAACAUCCUCAUUCUCAUCCUCUACACCCUGGAAUUCCGCCUACACAUGUGCGUACCAAAGUGCAACUUGGUACAUUUGGUAUACUGCUGAAUGUAGCAAAAUCUACUACUGGAUGUGUGAGAAGGAGUUAAAAGUUCUAGCUUGACUUCAGUCAACAGAAACAAACACAAACACACACACACACACACACACACACACACACACACACACACACACAGGUGACAUCACAAGCACUUGAUAGGGCCAAGGAACAUCACAGAAUAAUCUCCAGAAGUUGAUUCUGUUCAUCUGGACGCAGCGUUUUCAGUGGGA
Molecule: messenger RNA, 1710 nt
Organism: Oreochromis niloticus (Nile tilapia)
Lineage: Eukaryota; Metazoa; Chordata; Actinopteri; Cichliformes; Cichlidae
Product: C-type lectin domain family 4 member G
Exons: 6
Coding region: 266-1543 (425 amino acids)
Source: RefSeq, a predicted model, not a curated record